AUGCGUUACUCGUCACUCCUCGGCCUGGCGGCCGGCCUCACCACAGCCGCCGCCCAAAUCAAGGGCUUCAACUAUGGCAACACCCUCACAACCGGCGCGCCCAAGUCGCUCGCCGACUUCACCAAUGAGUUCAACCUGGCCAAGAACCUCGUGGGCGCAUCGGGCUUCACCUCCGCACGCCUCUACACCAUGAUCCAAGGCGGCACCACCAACACCCCCAUCUCCGCCAUCCAAGCCGCCAUCGACACCAAAACCACCUUACUCCUCGGCCUGUGGGCCUCCGCGGGUCAAGCCAGCUUCGACAACGAGGUCGCGGCGCUGAAGGCCGCCAUCGCGCAGUACGGCUCCGCCUUCACGGACUUGAUUGUCGGCAUCUCGGUCGGCAGCGAGGACCUGUACCGCAACUCGCCGACGGGCAUCAUCAACAAGAGCGGCUACGGCGCCGACCCGGCCGUCUUGGUGUCGUACAUCGAGCAAGUCCGCGCUGCCAUCGCUGGCACGCCGGCAUCGGGCGCGUCGAUCGGGCACGUCGAUACGUGGACGGCCUUCGUCAACGGCAGCAACAGCGCCGUCGUGGACGCCGUCGACUGGCUCGGCUUCGACGGCUACCCGUACUUCCAGAACACGCAGGCCAACGGCAUCGGCAACGCGAAGGCGCUGUUCGACGAGUCUGUUGCUGCGACGAAGGGCGCCGCGAAGGGGAAGCCCGUGUGGAUCACUGAGACCGGCUGGCCCGUCAGCGGGCCGACGGAGAACGAGGCCGUUGCGAGCGUUGAGAAUGCGAAGACGUACUGGGAUGAGGUUGGUUGCCCGCUGUUCGGCAACACCAAUACUUGGUGGUACACGCUGCAGGAUGCGGUGCCGGAUACGCCGUCGCCGAGCUUUGGUCUUGUGGCGGGAGGCAGCUCGACGCCGCUGUUUGACUUGACUUGCGGUGCGGCCGGCAACGACGGUGACUCUGCUUCGUCUUCGGCGGUGUCGUCGGCUGCGUCCUCCGCCGCCGCUUCGUCCGCUCAUGCUUCCACUGCCGCCUCCGCCAGCACCGCUCCCUCACAGCCCGCUGGCGGCGCCUCUUCCGCCGCUUCUUCAGCCGCCUCCGCCCCAGCCGGAACCACCGCGGCCCCCGCUCCCAGCGGCACCGCAACCUCCCCAGGCGGCGACGACGCCGAGACCACCGUCAUCAUCACCAUCACAACAACCUACUGCCCGACCCCCGGCGUGACUUCGACCGCGACCACCACCACCGCCCUGACGCACCCUUCCAGCAGCGGCUUCCAGACAACCACUACUGCCCCCUCCACCCCUUCUUCCACAUCUAAAUCCUGCCCCGCCAACCUCUCCGGCACCUACGAAUACCCGCACCUCAUCGUCCCCGUCGACAGCGCCGCACCAACCAAGGCCCACGGCACGUCUUACAACGGCCAGCUCUCCGCCACGCUCUCCACCCUCUUCAACUUCGACAUCCCCGCCUCCUACGCCGGCAAGACGUGUUCGCUCGUCUUCCUGCUGCCGGAGAAGAAGGACCUGGAGACGAGCGACUUCACCUUGUCCGGCGCCGGCGGUAUCGCGGUGAGUAAGUUGGCUGCGCCGGCGACGGAAGCGACGACGUACGAGAGCGUUCCGGCGAGCGCGGGCGAGGUGGGGGGCGUGGAGAAAGUCACGCCGGGCAAUGCGUGGGUGGUGGCGAGUGCGAAGUGCGAGGCGGGGAGUAGGAUCGGGUAUGAGGUUAAGGCGACGGGUGGCUUGGAGCUGGAGUGGUUUGAGGAUUGGAAUCCGAGUCCGAUUGGGUUGUUUGUUAGGGUUUGUUAG
Lasiodiplodia theobromae is the source of this 1809-nucleotide messenger RNA. RefSeq names its product Glycoside hydrolase subgroup catalytic core. Gene Ontology annotation, biological process: carbohydrate metabolic process. Bases 1 to 1809 code for a protein of 602 amino acids. NCBI's taxonomy places the organism in Eukaryota, Fungi, Ascomycota, Dothideomycetes, Botryosphaeriales, Botryosphaeriaceae. The transcript has a single exon. Gene Ontology annotation, molecular function: hydrolase activity, hydrolyzing O-glycosyl compounds. The record is from RefSeq and is a predicted model, not a curated record.